Molecule: messenger RNA, 4662 nt
Organism: Mucor mucedo
Lineage: Eukaryota; Fungi; Mucoromycota; Mucoromycetes; Mucorales; Mucoraceae
Exons: 3
Coding region: 1-4662 (1553 amino acids)
Biological process (GO): replication fork reversal; interstrand cross-link repair; double-strand break repair via synthesis-dependent strand annealing
Molecular function (GO): ATP binding; 3'-5' DNA helicase activity; four-way junction DNA binding
Source: RefSeq, a predicted model, not a curated record
AUGGACGACGCUGACAUUCAUUUCGAUCCUACUUUCACUUUGCCUUCAACACAAGACGAUAUUCAAAAUGAGGUUGAGGACGAUUUCGGCGACGAUUUUGGGGAUGAAAUUGAUCUAAGUGAAUUAGUGCAAGUUACAGAAACCGUUGAACAGGAGUACGCAGCAAAUAAUAUUAGUUUUGUCCCACAAGAAGGAAGCGAUCCCACACCACCACCUAUUUUACCUGAAAAUACAGAGUCAUUUCACCCUUUGAAUUUGGAAAACUUAAGAACAUGGAUUUACCCUACCAAUUAUCCCAUCCGUGGAUAUCAAUAUAAUAUCAUACAAAAGGCUAUGUUCAACAAUACAUUAGUAGCAUUACCAACAGGCCUCGGUAAGACCUUUAUUGCAGCAGUGGUUAUGUUCAAUUACUGGCGUUGGUUUCCCAAUUCAAAAAUCAUCUUUAUGGCACCAACACGACCUCUUGUUACACAACAGAUCGAGGCUUGUUUUACCAUUUGCGGGUUGCCACAAGAAGAGACCGUGGACAUGUCUGGUAGCACAACUCCCGAAAACCGUAGAGAACUGUGGAAAACGAAGCGUGUGUUCUUCUCUACACCACAGACGGUUGACAAUGAUUUGACUUCCAGGUCGUGCCCUGGAGAAAAAAUUAGCUGUGUGGUUGUUGACGAGGCACAUAAAGCAACAGGAAAUUAUGCGUAUGUGAAAGUGAUACGACAACUGUCCAAGAAAAAUAAACAUUUUCGUGUACUAGCAUUAACGGCGACGCCAGGCUCGAGCUUAGAUACGGUUCAAACGGUUGUUAGCAAUUUACAAAUUACCAAUAUACAAAUACGAACAGAGGAUUCCAUGGAUGUACGUGAAUACUCUCAUGGAAAAAAUUUAGAAAGUAUUAUUGUCCCAUUAGGAUAUACAGAAGGGUCAACGGGCCUUUUGCCGCGCAUUAUUGAAGAAUAUACAUCACAGGUUUUCGAACCCACAUUGCUUAGGCUCUCUAAAAUGCCCACAGGUGUUAUUCCCGAGCCAGCAAAAAAUCCGGCAUUUGGACUUCAAAUGAAAAGAGUUCGUUUCCAGGCACAAGCUACAAAUAUAAAUAAUAGCAUGAAGUAUCAAGUCGUUUCUUUAUUUCUUGUAGCAGAACAAAUGAGUCGCGCCUAUGAUUUACUGUGUCAGCAUGGUAUUGCCCCUUUUUUGGAAUCGUUAGAAGGAACACGUAGAGAUGCGGAAGCGACAAUGGCGGUCGGAAAAAGUAUAAACAAGGCACAAUCGCAGUUUUACAACCAUGCGUAUAUUACUCGCAUAAUUCCCAAGUUAAAACAAGAGAUGCAAAAAUCUGAUUUUAUUGGUCACCCCAAGAUCGAUACACUUGUAGGAAUCUUAUUAAAACAUUUCACAAAUUUGCCGUCUGGUGAAGCCUCCAAGGUCAUGAUCUUUUCAAGUUAUCGUAGCUCUGUUACCGAAAUUUGUAAUGUAUUAAGUAGGCAUGACCCUAUGAUCAGACCUUAUCAUUUCGUUGGUCAAGCGGAAGGAAAAAAUGGAUCAAAAGGGUUAAAACAAUCUGAGCAACAAGAGGUCAUACGAAAAUUUAAAAAUGACGAGUUUAACGUAAUCGUAUGUACUAGUAUUGGAGAAGAAGGUCUAGAUAUUGGUGAAGUUGAUUUAAUUGUCUGUUAUGAUUCCCAAGCAUCACCAGUUCGAAUGUUGCAACGUAUGGGUAGAACGGGUCGUAAAAGACAGGGAAAGUGUGUAUUGCUUAUGACAGAAACAGAAGAACAAAAGUUUAAACAAGCUAAAGAAACGUACGAACAAGUUCAAAGACUGAUCACUCAAGGUGUGCAUUUAUCCUAUUACAGAACAAAUCCAUCAGUUAUACCCGUCAAUUAUAAACCAACUAUAUGUCGUAAGCGUAUCGAGAUAGGACAAUACAAAGCACAGCCAAAAACCAAAUCACGAGGAAAAGUUGCACCAUCAUCUUUAAGUUUGACUCCGGAUGGGGUUUUGACAGAGAAUACGAAAAAGGCAUUUAUUCGAUCUUUCUGCAACAGAGAAGAGGAAUAUGCCACCGUGAAGCAAGUGAUACAAAAAUACUGGCCCAAGAAGAGCUUACGCAAAAAUUUGGGUAAGCAGGUGCCAUUACAAACAAAAGUGAAACCCAGUUGUGGUGUUGGUCAUUCAAGGAGGACGCUUGAUUUUGUGGAAUUAAUAGCAAAAAUGGAACAUCGUAUCCUCCACCCCGACGAAAAAAUCCAGUUCACCGCUCCCAAGCAGCAAACUCGAUUGAUGAUUCCAUCUAAAGUUAACCCGCCCUCUUCUAAAUUAUUCCUGCCACCGAAAAGAAAGCCUCUUGAUGAUAAUGAUCAAAAAACGGAACUCGCCAUGUUCUAUGAUGAACAUGGUGAUAUAACCAACGGAGAGAACGCUUUUGAAACCACGAAUUUCUUAAAUGAUAUUGACAAUGAGGAUUUUGCUGAGAGCUCCACUAAGAGAAGCGUGAAGGAUUUUUUUGCUCCAAGGAAAAAAGCUAAACUCAACUCCUCAUCAAAAACGUCCAACAAGUCUUCAUCUUUGGCAAGUAUAAGCAAUGAUGAUUUCCCUGAUUUGGAUGAUCUUCUUGAUCUAGGUUUUGACUUUUCCAAUGACAAAUCAAAAGACGUGGACAGACCAAAAGGCAUCGAGAAGCUGAAAGCCGUAAACAAGGGCAAAGGUGUUGAAAAAGGAACCCAUGUUGAGGAUGAGUUUAUUACGGUGAAAAAUAAAAAAGUGGACAAAGGCAAAGCCGCAGACAGAGGAUUGAAUCAUGUUGAAAGUAUAAGCAAUAAUAUAAAUUUAGAAAACAAUCAUGACAAUUCUGCAAACGUCGAUAUGCUGGAUACAAGUGAUCCAUUUGAGCCUUUGGAUGAUUUCAAUAUAGAAGACGAUUGGGAACCCAUGCUACCGGAAAGUGUAUUCGACGCAGUCGAACCAAUCCGUGAGCCCUCACAGAAACCGGCAUUACCAGAAUCUCCCGAAUUAAGGAAGGAGACAAUAGAAAACGAUCCACCUCAAGAUAAAUCGGUUACAAUACUCGAUAUGGACGAAUUGUACAAUAUACCAACAGAUGAAGAAGAUUUCGAUUACGGCGAUUUCCCUUUGGGUGAAUUAAUUUCAAAGAAUUUAGCUGCUUGGGAGUCAAUAAAGGCAAGUGCUUUUGAUGAGACAAUACCCCCAUUGUUUCCGUUUGAGAAGGAUCAAAGUGGUAUCAUUGAUAAAAUUACUGUCUUGUGGCCUCAAAAUGAACCAAGAUUUAGUAAGAAAGCAUCAGGACUCUUGGGUAGCAGACAAAAAAUUAUGGAGCAAAACACUGGUAGUUUCUUGACUAUGAAAAUCGUUGCAAAAUUAAAUAACAAGUCGUUUUCAUCACCUCCAUCCUUUUUAUUGGAGCCUCCGGCGCCACAAAUUAAUACCAAGGUGCCACACACAAUACCUCAGCCAUUAAAAACAAACAGCAAUCACCCAAUCCGCAAAAACUCCCCACCACCAGCCACAACUUCCCCCCAAAUAAAAGCAGUUGUUCAUUCACCAGAAAUUUUCGAGAUUCAAGACGAUGACGAUGAUUUCGAAAUGAACGAUAGCUUCCUGCAGCAUGCGGCUGAAUUAGUAGACGAGGUGCCUAAAGAAGAUGCGAUUUCUAUAGUUGAUAGCCAAUCAGAUGUGGAGGAAGGGUUUGACAGCAUUGUGUAUGAAGGAGGCGAAUUUGAAAACCUUUUUGAAAGUCAGAACGAAGUUGAUGAGCUUCCUAAUUUUUCUUUUGUCGAACAACAAUUUGUCAGUCAAAAAUACGACCAUCAAAUGAAAAAAAGUGCUGCUUUGUAUGGGCCUUCUUCUCUGGUAUCUGAAGAUAACGAGGAACGAUAUGAAGACCCUUUAGAUAGUUCACAACCGGUAACAUUACCAACAGUACAUGGUAGCCCAUUGAGAAAUGAAAGUACACUUCUACAGAAUCUAUCAAAGGGUUUACAUUCCCCCUCUCCGCUUCGAAAUACGCCAACCUUAAAUCGUCUGUCUACAUCUUUGAUUGGAGCCAGUGAAAGCGACGAGGAAGAUAUCAUUUUGCGAAGAAAAAGACGGUCAAGGUUAUCUCCCGUACUUCCAAUACAAAGGACAAAAAAACGGUUGAGGCAAAAAGGAACUCCCAAAGAAGAUGAAGAUGAUGGCGGCGUUAUUAUGUACGAAGGAAUGGCAUCAAAAGUAUCCUUUAUGGAGAGAAUUAAGCAAUGUCAAAGUCCAGUAGCCGCGAAACAUAGGCCCAAGAAAACAAACCUUGUGCAAAAUCCUUUUUUCGAUGUUGAAGCAGAAAAAAGUAGCGACGAGGGUCAUACAACAGACGAAGAAACGGAAGAUGGAGGGUCUUCUUUACUUAACUCAUUUAUCGAUGAUGAAAAUAGUAAUGUUCAAGAAGCAACAGAGAAAUCACCUGAUGUGGAUGUUUACAGGCAAAACUUGUUUGAAGAAGAAAGACCCAAAAAACAUUGGAUGAACCGAUUUAAUGCUGACAAAUGGUUAAACGCCGAAGAAGAUAGUAUAAUUGAAGGAGAUGAAGAAGACGAAGAAGACGAACAAGAGGGCAGCGGGGUAAUUGCACAAGAGAUAGCUGAAGAUGACGAUGAUGAUGACUUUGCAUGA